CGGCAAAUCCCCAUUGCGCCAAAACCCUUCUUACCCUCUCGGCUCUGGAGUCAGCUUGAACGCCCAGGCAUGAAAUCCAGAGAUCUGGCGUUGAUCUCAGUCGCCGGAGUGCUCGGCGCCGCCGCAUAUGCCACUGCAGUUCGUUUAUUUCUCAGACGCCGAAAACAUCUUCGGCCGGCCGCCGGUGCCGAGUUGGCAAUUAAUGGGGCGCGGAAGCAUCCAUCGAAGAGCCCCUUCGACCCCUCCAAACGGGAAGGGUAUUUGUCGUGGGAUGAUUAUUUCAUGGCUAUUGCGUUCCUCUCCGCCGAACGCUCCAAAGAUCCCAACAGACAGGUUGGUGCAUGUUUGGUGAGCCAAACUGGUAUAAUACUUGGCAUUGGCUACAAUGGAUUUCCUCGUGGUUGUUCGGACGACAAACUUCCUUGGGCUAAGAAAUCCAAAACUGGAAAUCCCUUGGAGACAAAGUAUCCUUAUGUCUGUCAUGCUGAAGUUAAUGCCAUCCUAAAUACAAAUCAUGCUUCUGCUGCAGGGCAGAGGCUCUAUGUCACCAUGUUCCCUUGCAAUGAAUGUGCAAAGAUAAUUAUUCAGUCAGGUGUUUCAGAGGUUAUAUAUUUUGUGGAGAAACGGCUGGGGAGUUGUGAUACAACCUAUGUUGCCUCUCACAAGCUUCUAUCAAUGGCAGGUGUCAAAGUAAGAAGGCAUCACCCUCUGAUGAAAGAGAUCUCAAUCAAGUUUGAUGAGUUAUAGAAGUUCAUCUUUGCACUUUGACUAUAAUUAUUUACAUCUCCCUGUGGUUUCUGAUGCUCAUGGAAGUGCAACCAUUUCAGGCAAUGCACUCACCCUUCCCAAAAAUGAGAUUAUUGGCCAUUUGGAACAAUCUGAAGUAUGUUGUUGUUUGUUGUAAUGCUGCUUUAUAGUUGAUAAUAUUCUCAGAAAAAUAUACCAGACCUUUUCUUGAUCCUGUGAUCAACUUUGUGUUUGCCUUCAUGUGCUAUCUAAUUGCAGUUGGCAGAUUUCCCAAUGUGAUUUCUCAAGUCUUUUAGGAUGUCAAUGGUACUAUCAUUACCUAUUUAUCUACCAAAGUAAUAGUACGCA
This is a messenger RNA of Ipomoea triloba (trilobed morning glory), 1095 nucleotides long. Its product is annotated as deoxycytidylate deaminase. Bases 70 to 747 code for a protein of 225 amino acids. Gene Ontology annotation, molecular function: zinc ion binding; hydrolase activity. The transcript has 9 exons. Lineage: Eukaryota; Viridiplantae; Streptophyta; Magnoliopsida; Solanales; Convolvulaceae. The record is from RefSeq and is a predicted model, not a curated record.